AUGCCGCCGCUGAAUCUCGUUGAAGUCGACUCCCUAGAGGCACAUGUCCUCAUUGACAAUGAGCUGGACCCCAUGUCAACUAUCGCCCCAGACACCGUCCAGGUGUCCGGUCUGAUGGGCCAUCUGGCUAUGGGUUCGCCCCAUAAUCUAGAUGACAGAGGAGACGCGCAUAAGGAACUCAGAAUGGAAGACCUCUGCUGUUCAGCACAUGGUCUAUCGAUUCUUUUGACCGCAACAAAAGGAGACAAGAAGCAUUCAAUUCUUUUUGAUGCGGGCCCAGAAGAAGACGCAUGGGAGAGGAACGUCCGACGGAUGCGACCGGAUCUUUCCUCGGUGGAUCUGGUUCAGCUAUCCCACUGGCAUCGCGACCAUUCAGGCGGUCUCCUCCGGGCGGUUCGCAUGAUCAAUGAUGCCAAAGAAGCCAACGGGCUUCCUAAAGACUUGAUAGUUGAUGUCCACUCCAGCCGCCCUGACUUCCGCGGGUUCGCAAUCGGCGAGAAUAUAAUCUCCCUCCAGGCGGAUCCCUCUUUCGAAGAACUCGAAGCUGCCGGCGCAACCGUCAAGAAGCAAGAUGACGCCCAUACUGUGCUUGAUGAUUUCUUUCUCAUAUCUGGCGAGAUACCUCGACGGACGCCUUAUGAAACAGGAUUGAAAUACGGGAUGCGUUUCAACAAGAAUGAUAAUGAAUGGACUUCUGACGAGGUUAUUGCCGACGAACGAUUCAUCAUGUGCAAUAUCAAAGACAAAGGAAUCGUCAUGCUUACUGGCUGCAGCCACGCCGGAGUCGUCAACUGCACACAGCAUGCGCUCGAGCUGGUGGGGGGGCGUGUCCCUCUACAUGCUGUGGUUGGGGGUUUCCACCUGGCGACGAGCGAUGCAACUCAGAUAGAAAGCAGCAUCAGAGACUUGCUGAAAUUGGACCCCGCUGUACUUCUCCCAGGGCACUGCACCGGCUGGAGGGCUAAAUUUGCUAUCGAGAAACGGCAACCUGGGUUGUUAGUCCCAUGCUCCGUAGGUUACAAAAUCGCAUUUUAG
Molecule: messenger RNA, 1035 nt
Organism: Aspergillus puulaauensis
Lineage: Eukaryota; Fungi; Ascomycota; Eurotiomycetes; Eurotiales; Aspergillaceae
Product: MBL fold metallo-hydrolase
Exons: 4
Coding region: 1-1035 (344 amino acids)
Molecular function (GO): transferase activity
Source: RefSeq, a predicted model, not a curated record